UCAAUCCGUCAGUGACCAUUCAGUGACCUUUUACGUUUGUGCGAUGGAUGGUCAUCAUGAGGUCCAGGAACUGCAAGUCUAUGAAUCUGAUCUACAGCAUUGGAAUAACUGUAAGAAAAAUCCUGGCCACAGAAAUUUCAUUCCGAUUAAAACAUUUGCUCUUGGAGAUCUCCCUGCAGGGUAUCAAGACCAUGACUUGUUUGACCUGAUCAAGGCUACAGCUGAUCUCACAGUUAAAAUUUGUGUAAAAAUAGUCAGCCCGAAUAGACCAGAGUAUUGGCCAACUUGCGCUCUGAAAUAUCCUUUUUCUGAUAAAAUUGCAUCUAGCAUUGUGAGGACAGGCACUGGAAAACUGUAUGUGUACAAGUAUAUAGAUGGAGAGGGAUUUGAUGGCCAUGGUCGAAAUUUCAAAACUCCAACUGGAACAAAACUGGAGACAGUCUAUAAGACAUGUCCAUGUCAAAAGUGUCAAGACCUGAACGAAACAAAUAAUAUCUGGUGGGAAAUUUUUAUUUUCACUGCUACGCAUGUAGUUUUCGAUGACCUCGAAGCCCAGCAGACGACGUGCACGUUGUUCUAUGACGCCGACGACAGUGAAGUUAAACUUUUGGAAAACUUGAGUCUCGAAUACGCAAAAGUUGACAGAGACGUCUGCGAGUUGAAAUACGUGACGUGUGACGUUGAGCUUGGAGAUCGACUUUACAACACGGUACAACUCUGCUAUGGCCUCUUGAAAAAAGUUUUGCAGAAACACAAAUCGAAUUUUAUGUUCAUAGUAUCGCAUCCUCAUGGCUGCCCUAAGCAUGUCAGCUUUGGUAGACUACAAGACAACGAGAGGUAUGAGGAACUGAACGCUGAUUACGACCUGUCAAAGUUGACCUAUAAUACGCCGACAUGCCCUGGAAGUAGCGGCGCAAAAGUCUACUGUCUUGGGUUGAACAUGUCUGGGGAAUACGUCCAUGGGGGGAGUUCAGAAUCCAAAAUUAAUUUUAGUAGUAUUGGUUUUUGCAGUAAGAAAUAUUGAGAUAAUGCUUGCCUGACAGGA
Messenger RNA from Biomphalaria glabrata, 1045 nucleotides. RefSeq lists its product as uncharacterized. The transcript has 2 exons. The record is from RefSeq and is a predicted model, not a curated record. Bases 44 to 1024 code for a protein of 326 amino acids. Lineage: Eukaryota; Metazoa; Mollusca; Gastropoda; Planorbidae.